AUGGACUCGGACUGGACCGCGUCAGCACUGUUCUCGCCGUCCAAGGCGAGAGUGCAACAAGCCCAAGCAAAAGACUGGGCUGCCGUUGACGCGUGGUUGCUGAAACGUUAUGGCUCGCGCAUGCCCACUUUCGAGCGCAACGAAGACACACUGCAGGCACUACUAACACUUGCAAAUCUCAACGAAAACGCGGAUGAGCAGAGAACUCAAAUAGAGCGCAUCGAGAAGACGGCGCUGCAGUCACUUUCGAAACGACAAGGCGGCAUUUCCGACGAAGUGCUGCAAGCGAUGCAAGUCGAGCUCGUCAAUGAAACACAUCUGGACACUCUUGCCGAAACCAUGGUGGCUCUCGACUGUCCAAAUACCGAUGCAACAACGAUGGGAAGUGCAAUGAUCCAGCUUGCCUCGACCGACUUCGAGAUGAAGCAGCAGCUUGAGCGCACGCAAGCCCAGCUGGGUCGUCUCAAAGAUGAGCAGGCAAGAGCGACCAAGAUCCUCGAAGAACUCAAAGGAAACGAGUUCCAACCCCCUGAGGAUAUUGUGACGAACACAGCUGAGUGGACGAAGACUGCUAAGCACUUGAAGGCGAAAGUGGCCGAGUACGAAGAACGCAUCGCUGCUUCCAGGCCAUCAUCCAGCGGCAAUAGCUUUGCUACGUUCUCCCAGAAAGCAGCAGAAGUUGCGAGUCAACGCGAGCAGUUCCUGCGGCUGGAAUCAGAAAUGAGCGCUUUUAAAGGGCUACCAGCUGAUUCACGAGCUGCACGGCGGAAGGUGGAAGAGGGGAGAGAGCAGUUGCGACAGCUUACCAUGAAGCGGGAUCGACUGUUUGAGGGCAUGGUCGAGCAGUGA
Messenger RNA from Fulvia fulva, 849 nucleotides. RefSeq lists its product as uncharacterized. Gene Ontology annotation, cellular component: cytosol; HAUS complex. Gene Ontology annotation, biological process: spindle assembly. The transcript has a single exon. The record is from RefSeq and is a predicted model, not a curated record. Bases 1 to 849 code for a protein of 282 amino acids. NCBI's taxonomy places the organism in Eukaryota, Fungi, Ascomycota, Dothideomycetes, Mycosphaerellales, Mycosphaerellaceae.